Molecule: messenger RNA, 1693 nt
Organism: Aaosphaeria arxii CBS 175.79
Lineage: Eukaryota; Fungi; Ascomycota; Dothideomycetes; Pleosporales
Exons: 7
Coding region: 123-1646 (507 amino acids)
Source: RefSeq, a predicted model, not a curated record
CCUUGCGUUGUUGAGUAUCAUUUCCACACUACAUUCUUUAUAUAUAGGUAAGCUUUACGCCAAGGUGUUUACAUUAAGAAACGAUACCCUUUCUUUACUUUUCGUUUCUGGAGUUCUGAAUCAUGAGCGCAAGCAGACGUCAAGGUGGUUCUUUGAAUAAUUUGUGGGAGGAACGGUACAGCCGGCAAAGGAGAGAAGAAUUGUACAUUAAGGAAGAUUGGCGUGAAGAUCGACUCGCAUUCCUGAAUGGUGUCUCGUUGUUCGAAUACCUGAGAAACGGCGAGAAGGAAAAUUUUAUUGAGACUCUAUUGAGAUUCUCUAAAGAUUUCCUGGAACCUCCUGGCCAAUUUCGCUUCUCAGCCUUGCGCAACUUUCUCGGCAGCGCAGACAUGUCCACAUUCAAGCGAGCAGCAACCAAUAGGCAUGCCUCAAGCAUCAUCAUUUCAGAUGAGAGGCGCGACCCGAUUGACAUCACAGCAACAACACGUCAUUGGGACUCAGAUCUCUACCUCAGGUAUCCACCUUCUGGUAUCAAUAUAUAUACCGAAAGAUUAGAUUUACCGGGAUUGGUGCAGAGGCUGAGCGAAAAUAGACGAAACAACGGUGCUGAAAGACGGACAUUAUAUGUAUCUCAUAUGAGCCCCUCCUGUGCCAUGGCCAUCAUCGGCACAGCACCGACUCGUUCGAUUCCUAUUCUGCAAAAGUUCUUCCAGAACCAUCUACUAUUUCGCACUCACUUUCGUGUAUCAAUGUCUGGGGUCUAUACUAUUGAAUUUCAUAUACCUUACCUUGCCCUUCGCGAAGGUUCCCCCAUGCAGGACGACCGAAGACAAGGACCUCAUCAUUGUCCCGCGCAUAAACGAUUGCCAUUACCCCGACCCGGUGAUCAAGAAGCCUACUACUAUGAGGCACAGACUUCAUUCUUACUGACGGGUAUUGAUGAGAGAAUGUAUACUGUUGUUUGUGCUGUUGACACAUUUUUUGAAAGGGAGCAAAAUAAAAAUCGCCAGCUAAACAAAACUAGUUCCCUCGAUGCCCCUUCUGGUGGUUCGCUUUGGCUUGAGUAUCCAGUUUGGAAUCCACGUCAAUAUGCACUAGUGGUACAAGCUCAGAGGAUGCUUCAGGCCAGAGAGGAAUGGACGACAUUGAUCAACUACUUCGUUGAACGGUUGCAACAUUACGAAUAUCUUUAUGAGCUACUCGAUGAUCAUAUGUUGACUAGGACAAUAGAGCUUACGGAGGCUGAGUCGACAAUACGUCUCUUUAGGGAUCAUAUUGCUCGCAUGAUAAGCGUCUGGGAUGGGUACUACGACACCACCAAAACCCUUUAUGAGGUGGAGAGUUUCAAACUUUAUACCUGGUGGCAAGAAUAUAUUGGAUCUAUUGGUGAGUCAGUAUCGGAACUGAGGAUCUUGCACGAGAUUCUGGCUCAGAAGUUGGAACUUUUCAAGAGCAUGCGGGAAGGGCUAGUGAAUGCUUCGUCUUUUAAAGAGAGUGCAGAAGCCACUCGCCAGGAAAAUAAAAUCAGUGUUCUGACUACAAUCACUAUGGUAAUUUGGGCUUCCAACCUUUUUAAGCCCGACUUCUCGAUUUUGAAAGCUUUUAUACUGAAAUCUUCUAGCUUUUCCUCCCCUUUACAGCAGUAACUGCCUUCUUUAGUUUACCGCAGCUGGGCGAUUCUGCAUGGCUUUGG